GAUGUUUACAUGCCAGAUGGUGCUGCACAACUACUUUAAUCCGGUCUGACUUUCCUCAAACGAUGGCGGACACGGACCUUAAUGUUGACAGUAUUAUUUCGCGAUUGUUAGAAGUGAGAGGAUGUCGACCUGGGAAAUCUGUGCAGAUGACCGAAGCAGAAGUAAGAGGUUUAUGCUUAAAAUCCAGAGAAAUAUUCCUUCAACAACCAAUUCUGCUUGAACUAGAGGCACCCCUGAAAAUUUGUGGUGACAUUCAUGGCCAGUAUACAGAUUUGCUUAGGUUGUUUGAGUAUGGAGGUUUCCCUCCUGAAGCAAAUUAUCUAUUCCUCGGCGAUUACGUGGAUCGCGGAAAACAGUCCUUAGAAACCAUUUGCCUUUUACUUGCUUAUAAAAUCAAGUACCCUGAAAAUUUCUUUUUGUUAAGAGGAAAUCAUGAGUGUGCCUCCAUCAACAGAAUUUAUGGUUUCUAUGAUGAGUGUAAACGUCGGUACAACAUAAAACUAUGGAAGACUUUUACCGAUUGUUUCAACUGUCUUCCAAUCGCUGCCAUAAUUGACGAAAAAAUCUUUUGUUGCCAUGGAGGCCUAAGUCCUGAUUUACAAAAUAUGGACCAAAUUAAACGUAUAAUGAGGCCGACCGAUGUACCUGACACUGGCCUUCUUUGUGACUUGUUGUGGUCCGAUCCCGAUAAAGAUGUGCAGGGAUGGUCUGAAAACGACCGUGGAGUUUCCUUUACAUUCGGAGCGGAUGUUGUCAGCAAAUUUUUGAAUCGCCAUGACCUUGACCUGAUUUGCAGGGCUCAUCAGGUUGUCGAAGAUGGUUACGAGUUUUUUGCCAAGCGUCAACUGGUGACUCUCUUCUCGGCGCCAAACUAUUGUGGGGAGUUUGACAAUGCGGGAGGCAUGAUGAGCGUCGACGAAACACUCAUGUGCUCUUUUCAGAUACUGAAACCCUCGGAGAAAAAGGCAAAAUACCAAUACUCUGGUAUCAACGCUACAAAGCCGAACGCAGCUGCCAACAAACCAGUGCCCAAAAAGAAAUAGUAACCGUAGCAGUUGCCUAAUCCUAUUGAAUAUUUUGAUCGACUUAACCUUUCGGCCAGAAUGUGGUGAGGGAUCCAUAAAUGCCCAAUUUUUCCCCUUUUUUAACAGUUCUUCUUCCUAUUUCUGUUGCCCUCUCGUCACAAAAUUCGAAGACAGCGUAACUCCUUCGCAUGCUCCGCCAACGUCUUCGUUUUGUUUUUUUUUCGUUACUUACCAUAUCUUUUUUUUCUAUUCAUUUAGUGUAUAUCCUCUGUAAAUCAAACAAAUAAACAUGGUAUCAGCAAAAA
Molecule: messenger RNA, 1330 nt
Organism: Daphnia magna
Lineage: Eukaryota; Metazoa; Arthropoda; Branchiopoda; Diplostraca; Daphniidae
Product: serine/threonine-protein phosphatase PP1-beta catalytic subunit
Exons: 6
Coding region: 63-1043 (326 amino acids)
Cellular component (GO): cytoplasm; nucleus
Molecular function (GO): protein serine/threonine phosphatase activity
Source: RefSeq, a predicted model, not a curated record